AUAUUGCAAUGCUGUCGCCCGUAAAGGAUCUCCUUUGGGAAAUGUGUAUGGAUUUAUUGAUGGCACGAAAAUUCAGACUUGCCGAAUUGAGUCCUCUGGCGAUGGCAGAAAUUUGCAGCGCCAAAUAUACAGUGGCCACAAGAGAUUUCAUUGUUUGAACUACCAGGCAGUCACCUGUCCUGACGGUAUUUGUGUCCAUUUUUUUGGGCCCAUGGAAGGGCGUCGUCACGACGCUACAAUGCUCCGCCACAGUCAACUACUUCCAUUUCUUCAUCGACACCGUGAAUUGUUUUUGUCCAAAUUCAUUUAUGGCGACCCUGCUUACGGUAUUGUUGAUUAUCUUUUGUCGGGCUACAAAGGCAACAAUAUUGGUCCACUGAAGCAGGAGUUCAACAAGUGGAUGAGCCGUGUUCGCCAAUCC
Messenger RNA from Aphanomyces invadans, 421 nucleotides. RefSeq lists its product as hypothetical. The transcript has a single exon. The record is from RefSeq and is a predicted model, not a curated record. Lineage: Eukaryota; Oomycota; Saprolegniomycetes; Saprolegniales; Verrucalvaceae. The annotation marks the transcript as partial.